AAGAAAUUCCGACCAUCUCCUGCAAUAACAGAGGAUUUGUACAAAAACAGUGAUGAAAAUCCCCUAACAAAGGAAGAACGAAAAUCAAACUUGAGGCAGGCAAUUCUAGAAGCAAAUAUGGGUAAACCAAUGCCUCCCAUAGUUUACCUGUUAUCCAAGGUGGAAAAUGAUUCUGCCCAACCUGCAUCUGAGUGUAAUCUACCAGACGUUUAUAUUUGUGAGAAUUAUGAUGCAAGUUUAGCUAUUUGUUGUGAUAUUGAGGUACAGACUAGCUCAUAUGCAAAUGCUGACAAUAAUGAAAUUGAAGAAAUCUUAGAGCAUAAUCUUGGUAAUACAAUUUGCUUGCAAGAAAUUCGAGAAAAAGCAGAAAAUGUUUUGAGUGAAAUAUGUGUAAGCCAAGAGGAAGUUGAGUCAAUAGAACGGGAAACCAGAGGCCAGCACAACAAUCCACUGUGGUUUACACACCGCAUGCCAAGGAUAACUGCAUCAAAGUGUAAGCGGGCAAUUCAAAAAGUGACUACAAGUCCCACUAAAGCAUUGCGUGACAUAUUGGGCUACAACAAGCGCAUCCAAACAUCAUACAUGCAAGAUGGAAAGGAUUCAAAACACAAAAUUAUAGAAAUGUAUGAACAAAGAAACAAUGUCAAUGUCCAACCAUGUGGAUUUUUCAUAUCUGUCACCCAUCCGUUUUUUGGUGCAACACCAGAUGGUUUGGUUGGGGAUGAGGGUACAAUUGAAGUAAAAAAGAUCCACCCACACACUGCAGAAUCCUUACUGGAUGCCCUCAAAAGGCAAUGUAUAUUAAAGGAAACAGGUGAUCAAGUCUCAUUUAAUAACAAUCACCCCUACUAUUACCAAAUUCAACAACAGCUGUUUUGUUCAAGAAGGUUAUGGGCUGAUUUUGUUGCUUCAGAUGGAAAGGCUAUAUUUGUUCUGAACACUGCUUACUGCCAGAAAUUUUGGGAACAGCAACUACCCAGGCUUAGGAAAUUUUAUUAUGACAUUAUUUUAUUGGAGCUUGCAUAUCCUCGGGUUAUGUUUGGACACAGUAGAAUUGGUAAACUUGGAAUUACAUAUGAAUCUCUCAGCACUGUUGUAAGAGAGGAAUAA
Molecule: messenger RNA, 1110 nt
Organism: Dendronephthya gigantea
Lineage: Eukaryota; Metazoa; Cnidaria; Anthozoa; Malacalcyonacea; Nephtheidae
Exons: 1
Coding region: 118-1110 (330 amino acids)
Source: RefSeq, a predicted model, not a curated record